GGUGCGCUAGGAUGUGGCUGGGCCGCUGAGGGAGAAAUGGGAGGAUUUUCUCGAACCCUCGUAUCCUCGAGUUCGACGAUCUCAACAAUUCGAUUCGAGUCGAACUGGCCAAGUGGACUUGAGCGCUCGUGCAUGUUCACCUCUGCACUGCACAAUGUGGAGAGAUCGACUCCCAACUUCCACUGAGACACUUCGACAUUGUUAAAGGACAACCCGGUCAACACCAUGCAGAGAGUCACUGUAUACCUCGCACAUUGUAAAGGACUCCACGUAUAAAGGUAAAUGGGCUUCUUCCGCGCACUCGGGCGGAAAUAUCAGCAAGUUCAUGUCCGAACCCGCCGUCUAAACCACCCAUUCUAAGACAAGACGGCCCGACAUCAAUCCUCAGUGAACCAAGCAUCCAACAUGGCCCGCACCACAGCACGCAAAUCUCCGAGCCCCAGCCUGACCCUCACCCCUCUCAUCACUCUUCCAGGCCACACCCCCAUCUCCACUACCCUCACCCCCCGCCAACUAUCCCUCCUCUUCCCAACGCUCCACAUCUGGAUGCUCCCCUCGAACCCUCUCAUCGCCCUCCUCCCCCACAACAGCACCACGCACCACGGCCUCACCACCAUCCUCCGCUGGACUGAACACCAACUGCUGCACCCACACGCAGCCUUCGAGGCCGACCUCGCAACGCUAAUCGCCGUGCACCAAGCCCUCGCCUUCCUGGGCAAUGGCCCCGAGAAACACAUCAUGAGGUCGUUGGACGCGCACAUCCGAGCCGAAAUGGCCGACGAGCUAGCCCUCCAAGACAUCGCCGACCUCUGGGCCCUGCGCUACCUCCCCUUCGCCGAACCCUGGAUCCGCCUCCUGCUCCGCCACCUCGUGGCCUUUUGCCGGCGCGUGGAGGCGAAGUUCAAGCACCCUUCUCUGCCGGCGCGGUUGCGGAAGAGUCGCGCACUGCGUUGUGAGACGAGGGAUGAGUUCCGCGUGUUGCAUUGGCUGUGGGGUGUUGAAGGGCUGUUUGAGCGGACUGAACGGCUCGAUGCGGGAGUGGAUAGGGAGAGGUUGUGGGAGGCGAUGGAAGGGCUUAGGGUUGGCGAGAUGAUGCUGAGGCCGUUUUUACCACCGGGGGUGAGUGCUGUGGCGGGGGCGGUGGUGGAGGGGAGGAUGCGAGUUAUUGCUGAGGAAACUGAGGAAGAGAGAAGCGUGGAGCUCGAAGAGCUUUUGGCUGGGGUGGAUGGGGCGGAUGAGCAAGCGGUGGCGGGGGCGGAGCAGGACGGUGAGGACGCGGAUGAUGAGGCUUCUAGGGAUCGUGAGGGGUCUGGGAGGAGGUAUUUUGUUGAAAAUGGGUUUGAGAGUUUGGAUCGGAUGGUGUUGGAGGCGUUGAGGAUGUAGGGAGUAUGUCGACUUGGGAGAUGUGGUUGAAGGUCCUGGCUGGGCUGGUCCCUUGGGCACAUGUACGAGAGUACAAACAAGAUUGGGUAUGCCGAGUCGUCCUGUUCUUUCAAGGGCUUCUGGCUUCUGGCGUGUUAGGAGUUGGAAUAGAUUUUACAUUCUCGGCCUUGGAGAAAUCUAUGUGGGCAUACGUGAGCGAGCUCGUGGGAAGUAGUUAAACUGUUUUUUUAAUGUAUAUCGCUAUAUCUCUCUCAACGAAUCCUCCUUUUUUUUCCGGCUAUUCGAUGCAU
Molecule: messenger RNA, 1673 nt
Organism: Westerdykella ornata
Lineage: Eukaryota; Fungi; Ascomycota; Dothideomycetes; Pleosporales; Sporormiaceae
Exons: 1
Coding region: 406-1383 (325 amino acids)
Source: RefSeq, a predicted model, not a curated record